Messenger RNA from Kogia breviceps (pygmy sperm whale), 1593 nucleotides. Its product is annotated as G-protein coupled receptor family C group 5 member C-like. Gene Ontology annotation, cellular component: plasma membrane; extracellular exosome; signaling receptor complex. Gene Ontology annotation, biological process: G protein-coupled receptor signaling pathway. Gene Ontology annotation, molecular function: G protein-coupled receptor activity; protein kinase activator activity. Lineage: Eukaryota; Metazoa; Chordata; Mammalia; Artiodactyla; Physeteridae. The record is from RefSeq and is a predicted model, not a curated record.
AUGGGAUCAUACAACGUGGUCCUUCACUCUGGGGCUUGGGGCAUCAUCCUGGAGGUGGUGGUGGGGGCAGGCGUCAUCACCACUUUUGUCCUCACCAUCAUCCUCGUGGCCAGCCUCCCCUUCGUGCAGGACACCAAGAAGCGGAGCUUGCUGGGGACCCAGGUGUUCUUCCUGCUGGGGACCCCGGGCCUCUUUUGCCUCAUCUUUGCCUGCGUGGUGAAGCCUGACUUCUCCACCUGUGCCUCUCGGCGCUUCCUCUUUGGGGUCCUGUUCGCCAUCUGCUUCUCCUGCCUGGUGGCCCACGUGGCAGCCCUCAACUUCCUGGUCCACAAGAACCACAGGCCCCGGGGUUGGGUGGUCUUCAUCGUGGCCCUGUUGCUGAGCCUCGUGGAGGUGAUCAUCAAAACGGAGUGGCUGAUCAUCACGCUGGUGCGGGCAGGUGGCCCUCCGGCCAACGGCAGUGCCGGCUGGGCCACCACCUCCCCCUGUGCCAUCGCCAACAUGGACUUUGUCAUGGCGCUGAUCUACGUCAUGCUGCUGCUGCUGUGUGCCUUCACGGGGGCCUGGCCCGCUCUGUGCGGCCGCCUCCAGCGCUGGCAGAAGCACGGGGUCUUCGUGCUGCUGACCACAGCCACCUCCAUCGCCAUCUGGGUAGCCUGGAUUGUCAUGUACACCUACGGCAACCAGCAGUGCGACAGUCCCACGUGGGAUGACCCCACACUGGCCAUCACCCUCGCCGCCAAUGCCUGGGCCUUUGUGCUCUUCUAUGUCAUCCCUGAGGUCUCCCAGGUGACCAAGGCCAGCCCGGAGCAGAGCUACCAGGGGGCCCUGUACCCCACCUGGGGCGUGGGCUACGAGACCAUCCUGAAAGAGCAAGGGCAGAGCAUGUUUGUGGAAAACAAGGCAUUUUCCAUGGACGAGCCAGCCUCAGCUAAGAGACCAGUGUCACCGUACAGCGGGUACAAUGGGCAGCUGCUGACCGGAGUGUACCAGCCCACGGAGAUGACCCUGAUGCACAAAGCCCCAUCUGAAGGAGCCUACGACGUCAUCCUCCCGCGGGCCACUGCUAACAGCCAGGUGAUGGGCAGUACCAACUCCAUCCUGCAGGCCGAAGACAUCUACACAGCCCAGAGCCACCAGGACGCCACCCUGCCCAAGGAAGGCAAGAACUCUCAGGUCUUUAGCAACCCCUACGUGUGGGACUGAGGCGGCACCAGGAGGAGGCGGGCAGAUCUGGGGACCUGGCCUGGGCGAGGGUCUUCCUGGGAGCCCUGCUCUCCCCUCUUCCUCCCCCUCGCUGGCUCAGGCCAGGUCAUGGGCCUCAGCCCGGAGGCCCUCACCCACUUCUCAGUGUUUGUGGAGUCCAGGAGCCAACUCCGGCUUCGUGUCAGGGUCACCUGGCUUCGUGUCAAGAUCACCUGUGGCGGCCACGCUCCAGCUAAAUAGUGUUCUUCCUAGGGUGGCGGCCAGUCAGCGCCUACAGUCUCUGGAGUCUUCGGAGAGAUUCCUGCAACCUUGAGAGAUGUCUCAGGCGCUUCUGUCCUGGGUCUUGCUCCUCUGUGAGCGGCAAGGGUGCCUAAUAAACACGUUUCU